AUGAGUAUCGGAGUGCCAAUUAAACUAUUGCAUGAAGCUGAAAACCAUGUUAUCACAGUAGAACUCAAAUCUGGAGAGUUAUACAGAGGGUACUUGAUGGAGGCAGAGGAUACCAUGAAUAUGAGACUUGAUGAUGUGUAUGUUACUGGCAAGGACGGACGUCAAUAUCAUUUGGACUAAGUAUUUGUUAGAGGCAGUCAAGUUAGAUUCAUUAUUAUCCCUGAUAUGCUAAAGAACUCACCCAUGUUCAAAAGAAUAGCUUAUCAGGCCAAAAAAGAAAAGAAGCAAUUCGAUAACUCAAUUAAAUGGCUAAGAAAUAACCAUAAAUAGUAUAGUCUUGCAUUUAUACCAUUAAAUUAUUAGAAAUAAGAACUUCUAUCUCUCUUGGAUAAUGGAGUGGACAUAGCUGAAGAAGUAAAACCAGUUAAACAGAACAAUCUAGAAAUCAUCAAUUUUGCAUCAAGGCUUUAGAAGUUCUCAUAGAUGAAAUAACCUGCCUCAAGCAAUAUCAAGCAAUCUAAAAGGAACUCACAUUCACAAAGCAAUGAUCUUUAAAAUAAUCUUAAAAAUGUAUAGUCAAUAGUAAACAACUCUUAGGGUAAAAAUAAGAAUAAUCAUGAUGAAAAGAACUUUGCCUAGAGACUAUAGGCUAAUUCUGCCUUAAGUCAGUCUAAGUAGAGAUUUAUGACAUUCAAUGUUAAGACUAGCUUAAUCGACAAUUUCAAUUUGCAAUAAAACUAGCUAAGUUAGCAAGACAAAAGAGAAUAGGAUCUAGAAUAGGCUAAACUUCUUCUAUAAAAGCACAAGAUGGAAGACAUAACUUAAUUGAUAGAUAGGAAAGUUGAAUUGCAAACUCAAAUUGAAAUAUAAUCUAAUAAAAUGAACUUAAGGCCACUUUCUGAUUCGUUUUAGUCGCUUGAAUCCUCAAAUCCUAUUAAAAGCUUUGAAAAUAAUGUUCAAGCCUACCUUCCAUAUGAGUAUCAGCCAAGUACUAAUUUCAAUCUUGAUCUGAGGCUUCUGACCUAACUCACAGAGUAAAGUGCAAUAAAAAGUCUAGGACUAAAGCCAAGGCUAAAGAAAAUAGAUCUGCUAAAGAUCAUAGUAUAGCCUCAACUGAAUCUCUAAGAUGAAAAUUUAAGAUUAAUGCUGAUUUCAUGUUCUCUGAUUGCAUAUGACAUUGAUUAUAUUGAAAUCUUGAUAGCAACCUACUUCUACUGUUUCGCUCAGAACAACACUAUAUAAAUGAGCUUUAUUUGCGAGAGUAUCAUUAUUUUUUCAGUGUAAUUAAUUGAGCUUAUUUCGAAGGAAGCUGCUGUUUAACAAAAGUUAAUGGCAUAUGUCAAAGCAGCUAUUUAGAUAUGUGAAGAUGAGUUAAAAUUCAAAGGGAAAGCUAGUUAGAAGAAUGAGAGAAUUUAUCUUUUUUAAAAGAUGAUAGAUAAUUUGAAGAAAAAUUACAGGAUACUUAUAAAAGACACUAAAGUUAACUAUUAAAUAGACUAUCACAAGUAUCUUAAAUUAAACUUGGAUAAUGAUUUUGAUGAGAAGGCAUUCUCUGCUGUUUUACAUAAAAUUGAUAUAGAAUUCCUUAAGUCUCUCAAAGUCGCUGAUUUUUUCAAACCUCCUGUUUUUAUGUUUCAGCUGUUUGUAAUAUCAGAAAGUGAUUCUUUUCAAGAGGAUUCAAUUCAAUCUUCAGAACAAUCUAGGAGUUAGUCUUAUUCAAAUGGUCAUCCAUUCUUGGCAAGAGUCAUGAAACUCGUUUAAAUAUGCUAGCAUCUAAUGUAAUGUUAAUUAACUAAUAUUUAUAGUGAUUUGGGUAACUACAAUUUAGUGUUUGAGAUAUCAAAUUUAUUAACUUCAGACUAAGACAUACUUUAGAUUUGGAAAGAGUCAAUUGAUUCUAAUCUUGGAUUGAUGGGAACUCUCAAAAGUUUAGAAAGUUUUUCAUAGUCGAAUUUUGAACAUCUAAUAAAGAAUGGAAAAAGACAGGUUACUGUUUUUAGGAAUUUCCUUACUUACUUUGAGAAGUUAGGCGAUCAAUUCAUAUACAGCUAGAAGGAUGAAUAUAUAUUAAUGGAUAAUUUGAGGGAAUGUUGGACUAUGAUCGUAUCUUAUUUGGAUUAGUUCAAAGAUGCCUGA
Stylonychia lemnae is the source of this 2136-nucleotide messenger RNA. Lineage: Eukaryota; Ciliophora; Spirotrichea; Sporadotrichida; Oxytrichidae. The record is from the annotation of a GenBank genome assembly.